Molecule: messenger RNA, 1062 nt
Organism: Lithohypha guttulata
Lineage: Eukaryota; Fungi; Ascomycota; Eurotiomycetes; Chaetothyriales; Trichomeriaceae
Exons: 2
Coding region: 1-1062 (353 amino acids)
Molecular function (GO): oxidoreductase activity, acting on paired donors, with incorporation or reduction of molecular oxygen; iron ion binding; heme binding
Source: RefSeq, a predicted model, not a curated record
AUGGUUGAGCAAGUCCUUCCAGAAGCAUAUUCGCGUAUGAAGUCCCAACUGCUGAAACAUGCCAAAGAUGGCACAGUUGUUGAUAUGCAGUCUGUUUUCCUCGAUUUUACCAGUUUUGUCAUGGGCCACAUGGCAUAUGAUAUGGACCUUGAUUCUUCUCAUCCUUUCACCAAAGCCUUCGACUAUGCCUCGGACCAGAUUGGACGUCGUUUUCAGAAUCCGUUCUACUUCGUUAGUGAAUUUCUCUUCGGGUCCAAGCUUCGCGAAGCUCUAGCGGAGGUAAGGAGAUUUGGCACAAAGAUCGUCAACAGGGCAAAGCAAAAUAGGUCGAAGUCUGCUUUCGCCAGCAUUUUUACGAACGACGAAAUCCACUUUGAUACCUUGAUAGACUCAUUGCUCGAGACUUUUCGAGACCCUAACAUUGUAGCAGACUCAGCCCUAAAUUUCCUGUCUGCUGGCAAAGACACGACUGCACAAUCUUUUACCUGGACCCUGUAUUGCAUAAUGCGGAGUCCGGAAGUUUUGGAGCAUCUCCGUGAAGAUAUCAAAUUGCUCAAAUCUAAGCACGAUCAAGACGAGCGGAUCUCACUGACCGUCGCCGAUCUGCAACCUGCAAAUACCCCCUUUGUCACGGCGACCUUUUACGAGGCUCUCCGCCUCUAUCCUCCUAUUCCUAUUGAGAUUCAAGAAUGCCAGCAAGACCUCUCACUACCUGAUGGAACCUUUCUUCCGAAGAAUUCUGUUGUGGUCUGGUGUAUUUGGGCGAUGAACAGAGCAAAGGAAAUCCAUGGAGCCGACUCGGAUCAAUUCCGGCCUGGUCGAUGGCUUGAUGAAGAAGGAAAGUUCGUCAACCGCUCUGCAUUUGAAUUUCCAGUUUUUAAUGGCGGACCGAGAUCGUGUCUAGGUAAGAAGAUGGCCGAGCUUAUAGCAGUUUUUCUGCUUGUCAAUUACCUUCCUGAUUUCACAUUCAUCGAUGUCCAUUCAGAGGCCGUGAAGCGUGCGCAAAACAGCCUCACGCUACCUAUGGAGUCGGGACUGUGGUGUCGUUUAACCCCACCAUAG